AUGCAGCAGCUCCGGCAAGUGAUCCUCAGGCAUGUGAGGAUUCCAGUACAGCAGACCAGCAACCCAGCAGCAGCGGCGGUCUCGUCGUUUUGGCGAGGGUUCGCUGGCGGUGGCUACCUGGACAAGGACGAGGUCACCUCGCGUGUUUUGAAUGUCGCGAAGCACUUCGAGAAGGUGGACCCCGGCAAGGUUGUCCCAACCGCUAGCUUCGAGAAGGACCUGGGCUUGGACAGCCUCGACGUGGUCGAGCUUGUGAUGGCCUUUGAGGAGGAGUUUGCGAUCGAGAUCCCCGACGCAGACGCCGAUAAGAUCUCAUCCGUGUCCGACGCCGUCAACUACAUUGCCAGCCACCCCAUGGCCAAGUGA
Monoraphidium neglectum is the source of this 366-nucleotide messenger RNA. RefSeq names its product NADH dehydrogenase (ubiquinone) 1alpha/beta subcomplex 1. Gene Ontology annotation, cellular component: mitochondrion. Gene Ontology annotation, molecular function: acyl binding; acyl carrier activity. Bases 1 to 366 code for a protein of 121 amino acids. NCBI's taxonomy places the organism in Eukaryota, Viridiplantae, Chlorophyta, Chlorophyceae, Sphaeropleales, Selenastraceae. The record is from RefSeq and is a predicted model, not a curated record. The transcript has 2 exons. Gene Ontology annotation, biological process: fatty acid biosynthetic process.